UCUGCAUCUCCUCAUCCCUUCAUCAUCUCAAACAGAUAAGAAAGGAACCAGACACCUGUUGUCCUGUAAUGUGCAGUAUGGAGAAAUGAGGACGGACGACCAGCCAUCUCACUCACAGAUCAAGACCAAGCCAUGGAUAAUACCAGCUUGGGCUGGCCAGAGGAUCUGGAUGGUGAUGCCAACCUUUCUUCUCUCCAUGGCGACCUGGAGGACUUCUGCGCUACGUCGUCGAGGCACCAGGCAUCCCGGGUGAUCCUGUACGCCUUCUUUACGACGGGCAUCGUGUGCACGGUGGUGGGCAACUUCCUGGUGGUCCUGGCAAUCGCUUACUACAAGCAGCUGCAGUCACCCACCAACUCGUUCGUCAUGUCCUUGGCGGUGGCCGAUUGCCUGGUGGGGUUGGUGGUCAUGCCCUACAGCAUGGUGCGCACCGUGGAGGGCUGCUGGCUCUUCGGCGCCCUCUUCUGCCGGGUCCACUCCAGCCUGGACGUCAUGCUGUGCACCGCAUCCAUCUUCCACCUCAGCUGCAUCGCCUUUGACCGCUACUACGCCGUGUGUAACCCCUUGGUCUACCACCUGAAAAUGUCCCAGGGCCGGGUAGCCUUCCUGAUCGUGGUCUGUUGGGCCAUCCCGUUGCUCAUCUCCUUCGGCCCCAUCAUGCUGGGCCUCCACAAGGCCGGGGUGGACGUGGUGCCCAUGCCGCCCGAGGACGCCUGCGUCUUCCUGGUCAACCGCUUCUAUGCCGUCAUGGCCUCCUUGGUGGCCUUCUACCUGCCAAUGGGCGUCAUGCUGGCGGCCUACUGGAAGAUCUACAAGGCGGCCAAGCGGCAGGCCAUGCAGAUCAGCGCCAUGGAGAGCCAGUUUUCGGCCGGAGUGGGCAAGGACUCCAGCAAGAAGCAGAGGCACCGCAAUGCCAUGAGGAGGGAGAGGAAGGCAGCUAAGACCCUGGGGAUCAUCAUGGGGGUCUUUCUCAUCUUCUGGCUUCCCUUCUUCACCGUCAACAUCGUGGAUCCCUUCAUCGACUACAGCACAGCGGUGGAGGUGUGGGAGUUUUUCCUGUGGCUGGGGUAUGUCAACUCGUCGCUUAACCCGUUCUUGUACGGGUUCUUCAACAGAUCCUUCCGUAGGGCGUUUAUGAUGAUUAUGGGAUGUCGGAUAUGUCUGUCGAGCUCCUCACCGGGUAUGGACUUAUCAAAAGAGGGCAACGAACGCAAGGUCAACCAAUAGGAGACUAGAAUUGCAACACUUCACACCUGGACGGGCAUCGACCUAUCACACGCUAGGAAAGAGGGCAACGGGACACACAGACAACCAGUAGGAGACUGGAGACUUUUAAAAUACUUCAAUACCGGCUAAUUGUGUACAGGUAGAGGACAAUUUAAGGGAUGAAGUUGUUGUUGUUAUAUUAGAGAGGAUUAAACUGCUGACUGAUGAAAACAUUGACAUUUUAAAAAAUCUCUUCAUUUUUGAAGUGCAAAACCCUCAAAUGACAGGGUGCAAAUAAACAUUGUGUUUUGGUAGCCGUUAUACAGAAAAAAAGAGAGAAAGAAAAUAUGUUUAAAAAAAGAAAGAAGUGAUUACUCUUCAGCAAAUGUUGUCCUAACUUUGUAAAUAAAUAUAAUGUCUGGUUCUUCCCUUGCAUUUCU
Messenger RNA from Coregonus clupeaformis (lake whitefish), 1646 nucleotides. RefSeq names its product 5-hydroxytryptamine receptor 4. The transcript is spliced from 2 exons. Lineage: Eukaryota; Metazoa; Chordata; Actinopteri; Salmoniformes; Salmonidae. The record is from RefSeq and is a predicted model, not a curated record. Gene Ontology annotation, biological process: regulation of appetite; chemical synaptic transmission; adenylate cyclase-activating adrenergic receptor signaling pathway. Gene Ontology annotation, molecular function: G protein-coupled serotonin receptor activity. Bases 133 to 1227 code for a protein of 364 amino acids. Gene Ontology annotation, cellular component: plasma membrane.